Messenger RNA from Pyrenophora tritici-repentis Pt-1C-BFP, 678 nucleotides. RefSeq names its product Yae1-N domain containing protein. The record is from RefSeq and is a predicted model, not a curated record. NCBI's taxonomy places the organism in Eukaryota, Fungi, Ascomycota, Dothideomycetes, Pleosporales, Pleosporaceae.
AUGGCCGACCAAAUCGACUCUACCGACCCCUUCGACACCCUCCUGACCCUAGAAGACACUCUCUACACCACCGCCUACACACUCGGCGCCUCCGACGGCGCCCACGCCGGCCGCAUCGAAGGCCGAAUCUUCGGUUUAGAAAAAGGCUUUGAGAAAUUCGCUGCUCUAGGCGUACUCCACGGCCGCAGUGUAAUAUGGGCUUCGCGACUUCCCAAUCCCACUUCUCCCGGUCUCUUGUCGCCUUCCAAAACCCUUGAAGUCCAACAGGAACAAAACAAUGAUAUCGAGGACCGGAGCAAUGGAAUACCAAAGGCGGCAUGUCAGCUACCACCUUUGCAACCCAACCCCCGUCUCCACACGAACACCCCCCUCCUACACUCCCUCACAGACCCCGAAACCUUCUCCACUGCAAACACCGAAGACGCAGUAGCGGAUUACGACGAUCGCUUCAAACGCGCCGGAGCCAAGGCAAAAGUAAUUGAGCGUAUAGUGGGAAAAAGCGAGACCAACCAAUCAUUUUUAGAUUCUCCAGCAGAUGGCUCUCCGGGUACUACUGCUAGAGGGAAAAAGGGUCCGGUUAGAGUGACUGGGAAUGGUGGGAGUGGGAGGAAGAUGGGAAAUGCGAAGAAGGGCGAUGACAGUAUGGAGGAUUUUGCUGGGUCGAGGUUGCUAAGAUGA